Molecule: messenger RNA, 2110 nt
Organism: Arabidopsis thaliana (thale cress)
Lineage: Eukaryota; Viridiplantae; Streptophyta; Magnoliopsida; Brassicales; Brassicaceae
Product: F-box and associated interaction domains-containing protein
Exons: 1
Coding region: 804-1952 (382 amino acids)
Source: RefSeq, marked reviewed
GGCUUGUUCCUCAUGUCCCACUGACACACAAAGAAGCUGCAAGCAAACUCCCUCCUCUUAUCAUAUUUUUGUCUGCCUACAAAUAUUAUGGGCAACAACCUUCAUUAGAAACUCCCUAGUGUAUACCAAAUCACAGAUGUUGAUAAUUAAGGAGGGAUUAACAUUCAUGUCAAAAAUAUGAAUCAAACAAUCUAGCCUAAACCAAGAGAGAACUAAGGAUUACAGAGGAACGGCCACCGAAUAAAUCCAACAAAAAUACAAAAGAAAUUGAAACUGGGAAGAUAUAUAUUCAUCUACAUACCUGUUCGAGUUCAUUUUCGUCAAAAACGGUCAAUUGCAAGAAGGGUUGGUACGGUUCUUGGCUCCUUUCUUCUUCUCAGCUUUCUCAUCAAGCGGAUACUUUGCUUUAUCAUGCUCCGGCAACAGUAGAAGAUCCUCUAUGUUUAUGUUUCCAUACUCAUCAAGCGGUUUAUGUUUCCAUGUUUUUAAUCUUUUUACCAUGGAUUCAUAUGCAUAUGUUUCAAAUUCUAUGUUUGUAACCUAAACUAUUUUUCAUUAACUAUGAAAUAUUUACAAUUUAGAAAAAAAAAAUGUUAAGUAGAUAAUAGGAUUAGGAGAUCUGUGCCGCGCGCGUGAGAGGAAGAUCCUUUUUCCUUGAUCUGAUGAAAAGGAAGUGUUGAGUUUUGAGAAACGGAAAGUGUUGAGUUUUGUCUUUUCUAUAGAAGAUUUUUGUUUUCCUGUUUUAUCUAUAAAUAAGCCUCUUAAAUCUCUUCAUCAACAAUGACUUGUCUGCAAUUACAAGAAUGUCGAAAAAGCAACGUUGCUUGAUGAUGGAAUCGCUGCCCCACGAGGUCGUAGAGUGCAUCCUAGAGAGACUUGAUGCGGAUCCUCUGCUGAGAUUCAAGGCUGUAUCGAAACAAUGGAAAUCAACUAUUGAAUCUCCAUUCUUCCAGCGAAGACAGUUCACACAGCGUCAGCAAUCAGGUAAUCCAGAUGUUCUCAUGGUCUCCCGUUGUGCUGAUAUUAAUUCGGAAAUAGAAGCUCUUACUACAUUGGUGUUGGGUUCAUCAUCAUCUGUCAAGAUCCCUACUCCUUGGGAGGAGGAGGAGGAGGAGGACAAAGAAUACUCUGUUUCCCAGGAUAGCUGUGACGGUCUCGUUUGUCUCUUCGAUAAAUUCAAAUCCGGUUUUGUGUUCAAUCCCGCCACUAGAUGGUAUCACCCUCUUCCUCUCUGCCAAUUACAACAACUCCUUAUUGCCAUAGGCGACGGUUUCUACGAUCUUGGAUACAGAGUCUCUAGGCUUGGAUUCGGUAAAGACAAACUCACAGGCACAUACAAGCCCGUUUGGUUAUACAACUCUAUAGAAAUUGGCCUAGAAAACGCUACUACAUGCGAGGUUUUCGACUUUAGCACCAACGCUUGGAGGUAUGUUUCACCAGCUGCUCCUUAUAGGAUUGUUGGUUGCCCCGCACCUGUCUGCGUAGAUGGGUCGCUUCAUUGGUUCACCGAGUGCGAGGAAACCAAAAUUCUUUCGUUCGAUCUUCACACCGAAACCUUUCAAGUUGUCUCUAAAGCUCCCUUUGCCAAUGUAGAUGGAUUCGAUAUAGUCAUGUGCAACCUCGACAACCGCUUGUGCGUUUCCGAGAUGAAGCUGCCCAACCAAGUGAUAUGGUCAUUCAAUUCAGGUAACAAGACAUGGCACAAAAUGUGUUCCAUUAAUCUGGAUAUAACUUCUCGUUGGUUUGGUCCUACUCAAGUAUGCGCCGUCUUGCCACUAGCACUUUUGGAUGGGAAGAAGAAGAAGAAGAAAAAGUUGUUGUUUUAUUGUCGUGUACGAAAACGAACAAUGGUGGUACAUGAUGACGAAACCAAAUCAUAUGAUGUUGCUUUCGAGGCUGACUCCAUCGGUCAUCCUGUCUGUUAUUUCCCGAGUUUAAUAUCUAUUUCAUAAAGCUUCUUUCACCAUCCGUUUGUUUGUCCAAGUUUGCAACUCUUAAAGCUGCCUAUGAUUAUGUUUCAGAUUCUUGUUUUAUGUAAGAAGGGCUUGUUUCAACAUGUACCAACAAUUUUUGUCGUGCUUUUUUAUGCGCUUGUUAUGCUUCUAAUUUA